AUGAAGCCCAGACAAGGAUAUGCAUUGGCCGCCCUGUGUGUAACGUUAGCAGCACUCUGUAUCAACGUUCUAGCUGUGGCACUACCUUUCUGGCAGAUAACAGCUGUUUCCACAGGCGACGUUGCACUAGGACUGUGGUCAACAUGUUUCCUUACCGACGGCUGGUCAGAAUGUUGGAGUCACAGCUCAGUAGAAGUAUGGUUGCUGAUAGUGAGGACGGUAAUGAUGAUGGCCUUAGUGCUCUUGGUACUGGUUGUUGUGGCCCUAUGUAUCUAUCUUCUAGACAUAUCCUGGAAGGAAAUCCUUCACGCUGUGACCGUUAUAUCACUUCUGAUGGUCGUGUUGCUAAUCAUCGUCGGCCUCUUGAUUUAUGGACUGAACUCUCCGAUGGAAUAUCCUCACGUGUCGUUUUACCUGGCACUGAUUGCUGCUAUACUCGCACUCAUUGCUGCCAUUCUACUUCUCAUCGGAUGUCAGUGUUGCAAGUGUUACCAGAGAGAGAGAAAACAAGAAAAUCUUCAUCACAUUCAAACAACAGACAGAGAGUCAAGGAUGGACACUUCGCUCGUGAUAGAACGUGAACCUACCCAGGCAUGGCCCGCAGAAGACACCAAAAUGACCAGAAGAGCUUCACAGUUUUCAUGGAAUAGCUCUGCAAAGGUACAACCGGAGAGUGCAGAACAUACAGAAUAUAUAAGAACUGCUUCUCAAAUAUCGCGGCCACGAUCAACUCCAGUCACAAUGUUCCACGAAGAGAAAGAUGACAAGGGCUGUAAGUGUUGCAGGUUUUGUUGCUGGUUUACAUAUUGUAAGUGCUGUCAUUGUGAAAAGAGAGAGCGACAUGUAGAGACGAAAAGUACGCUCGAAAAUACAACGUGUACGUAUUGUUCACAUACGCGCCCAAUAGGUAUUGACAAAUCUACUUCGAGCACCUCACUACAACAGGACGUAAUAGCGACACCUAAUACUUUGUUACAGUAUGAAUCUCGGCAACAGACAAACAUAAAACAAAUUAAUGGUAAUAACCAUGGAAACGCACAUCAUGUGAUGAUGGGAGUCAACUAUCAAAGUCGAACGCCAGUAAAGAAUAUGUCCACGUGUAUGACACCGGAACAUGAAAAGGGCGAGCGAAACCGGAAAUGGAAUCACCACAAGACUUCCUUAAUACACUGCGGCCGAGUUGUAAAAGCCAUUGCCUUCGAUGCACACCUGGGUCCUCACGCACCCUGUCCAUUUUCUGUGUAUUGUUGUCGCUGUAAACAUACGAUACAAGCUAAGACAUUGCUAAAUAAUAUACGAAACGACCAUGUGAUUGCUGGGGACACAAACUUGUGUGCUCGCAAAACGAAAAAUAAUAUACAAAAACUAGUCACCAAAGACAAAUCAAAAGACAAACCGGCAAAUGCCAGUAGGAGCAGUAUUGAAAACGAUACAAAACCGAAAGGGAAGCCGAAAACAAGAGAAACACAGAAUGAUAAAGUUGAAAAGCAAGCCUUUGAGAAGCCAGUGACUUCUAAGGAUAUGGAACAGAAAAAACCUGGAGAGACAUACAUCCUCAAGGCAAAAAACAACAAAAGAAACCAAGGAUUCUCAGUUACAAUGAAAACCAAGUUGAAAAUAAAACGGCUGUCUCAAAGAGACCAAAAUCGGAAGCAGACGCCUCUUCGAAUGCCUCUGCAUUGCCUGGAGAUACUUCAAAACCUAAAACUAAAAAGAAACACAAAUGGGUGCCACCAAAGUGGAAAAGUCACUUCUAGGAAUUGA
This is a messenger RNA of Ylistrum balloti, 1764 nucleotides long. RefSeq lists its product as uncharacterized. The coding region runs from base 1 to 1764 and encodes 587 amino acids. The transcript has 4 exons. NCBI's taxonomy places the organism in Eukaryota, Metazoa, Mollusca, Bivalvia, Pectinida, Pectinidae. Gene Ontology annotation, cellular component: plasma membrane. The record is from RefSeq and is a predicted model, not a curated record.